Caenorhabditis briggsae is the source of this 684-nucleotide messenger RNA. NCBI's taxonomy places the organism in Eukaryota, Metazoa, Nematoda, Chromadorea, Rhabditida, Rhabditidae. The transcript is spliced from 3 exons. The coding region runs from base 1 to 684 and encodes 227 amino acids. The record is from RefSeq and is a predicted model, not a curated record.
AUGAGGCGUAAACUGGAAUUAUUCCCUGUUCUCGCGUUUGUUGGUACCGGAUACGUGACCUAUUCGAUGGUUAUGGAGAGUCAGAAGUUCGACACUCUCUACGAUUUCGGAGAAUAUCUCUACGGCAGAGGCUACAACGAAACCGAGAAAGUCUGGAAGAUUGUGUCGCCUUGGGUAGCUCACAACGUCAAUGAGUUCCUGAUCUGGAGCGGCUACAAAAAACGAGACACGAUCAAGGAAGUAAAAGAUGGCGUAGAUUUGAACGCGAUCAAGACAACAGUUCUCCCUCCCAUAACUCUUCCAACUCCAACGACAACUACUACGAAUGCGCCAGGCAUGCGGACAUGUGCUCAGUGUACGGGCGGAAACUACAAUGAUCACCGCGAGUUGAUGACGGGACCAAUCCAAUACAAACUGACGACGUGGCGCGAGGACUGGAUCGAGACUGAUUGCCUUCAGGCAAAAGGUACUUUUCAGUAUUGCGAAGGGAGGUGUGUCUUCGUUACCGUAUCCAGACAUCUGCAAGACCAACAAACUUACCAAGUUGAAGGUGUUCUCUCGGAUUGUGCUGAUGACUUAUUCCGCUGGGGAACCGAUUUGCCAUUCUUCAUGAGAGAUAAGACGAGUGAUAUAUCAUUUCAAACUAUAGCAGAAGAACUCUUCGCAGUAUCCAAAACAAUCUGA